Xiphophorus maculatus (southern platyfish) is the source of this 2264-nucleotide messenger RNA. Its product is annotated as tripartite motif-containing protein 16-like. Gene Ontology annotation, molecular function: protein binding. Bases 118 to 1878 code for a protein of 586 amino acids. NCBI's taxonomy places the organism in Eukaryota, Metazoa, Chordata, Actinopteri, Cyprinodontiformes, Poeciliidae. The record is from RefSeq and is a predicted model, not a curated record. The transcript has a single exon.
CUGAAGGUGAAAGCUGAUUGGCUGCAGCCUCGCUGCACUGACAUGUAUGUGGUUGAUCAAAACUCAAAGUAGAUUCUGUUUUUAUGAAUUCAGACUUACACCCUCACUGGAGCUGAGAUGGAACAACAGGCGGAGAACAUUUGCUCUCAUCAUGGUGAUGAGAUGAUCUUUCCAUUGGUGGAACAUAAAGGUCACAACCCAAUGUCAGGUGCAGCAGGAAGGCCUGAGAGCCAGAGAGCGCUGGAGGAGAGACGAGGAAACAACCAGCAGAAAAUCCAGGGCAGAGACAAAGAUUUCUCCUGUUCGAUCUGUCUGGAUCUACUGAAGGAUCCGGUGACGAUUCCCUGUGGACACAGUUACUGUAUGAACUGUAUUAAAAUCUUCUGGGAUGAAGAGGAUAUGAGAGGGAUCUGCAGCUGUCCUCAGUGCAGGGAGACAUUCUUACCUAGACCUGUAUUAAAGAAGAACAUCAUGUUAGCAUCUUUAGUGGAGAAGCUGAAGAAGACUGGACUCCAAUCUGCUCCUGCUGACCACUGCUAUGCUGGACCUGAAGAUGAGGCCUGUGAUUUCUGUACUGGAAGAAAACUGAAAGCCAUCAAGUCCUGUUUAGUCUGUCUGGCCUCUUACUGUGAGAAACACCUUCAGCCUCAUUAUGAUGAGACUCAAUUAAGGAAUCACAAGCUGGUGGAGCCGUCCAAGAACCUCCAGGAGAACAUCUGCGCUCGUUACAGCACAGUAUCAGCUGCAGCAGAAAGGACUGAGAGGCAGAGAGAGCUGGAGGAGAGACGAGGAAACAUCCAGCAGAGAAUCCAGGACAGAGAGAAAGAUGUGAAGCUGCUUCAACAGGAGGUGGAGACCAUCAAUCACUCUGCUGAUAAAACAGUGGAGGACAGUGAGAAGAUCUUCACUGAGCUGAUCCGUCUCCUCCAGAAAAGAAGCUCUGAUGUGAAGCAGCAGAUCAGAUCCCAGCAGGAAACUGAAGUGAGUCGAGUCAAAGAUGUUCAGGAGAAGCUGGAGCAGGAGAUCACUGAGCUGAAGAGGAAAGACGCUGAGCUGGAGCAGCUCUCACACACAGAGGAUCACAAUCAGUUUCUCCUCAACUACCCCUCACUGCCAGCACUCAGUGAGUCUACCAAAUAUUCCAGCUUCUCUUUCCUUCUUCCAUACUUUCAGGACAUGACAGAUGCUGUGUCAACGUUCAGAGAAAAACUACAGAACCUUCUGAAAGACUCAUGGAAAAACAUCCCAAUGACAGUCACUAAGGAGAAUAUUUUACUGCCGGAACCAAAACCAGAACAACAACCAACAGGAAGGGCUGGAUUCUUAAAAUAUUUGUGUGACAUCACACUGGAUCCAAACACAGCACACCGUUAUCUAUUACUAUCAGAGGGGAACAGGAAGGUGGUAGUGAUGGAACAACAUCCGUCUUAUUCUAGUCACCCAGACAGAUUCACUCAUUGUUAUCAGGUUCUGAGUAGAGAGAGUCUGACUGGACGUUGUUACUGGGAGGUGGAGAGGAGCAGUAGAGUUUAUGUUGCAGUCGCAUACAAGAAUAUCAGCAGAGCAGGAGGCAGGAGUGAAAGUGGAUUUGGUGGUAAUGACAAAUCCUGGGCAUUAAAUUGUUACCAAAACAAUUCUGAAUUUUGUCACAACAAUGAGUCAACUCCCAUCUCAGGUCCAGUUUCCUCCAGAGUCGGAGUGUACCUGGAUCAUGAAGCAGGUAUUCUGUCCUUCUACAGCGUCUCUGAAUCCAUGACUCUGAUCCACAGAGUCCAGACCAGAUUCACUGAACCGCUACACGCUGGGAUUUGGGUUUGUAAUAUUGGAGGUUCUGCUGAGUUCUGUAAACCAAAUGGGCAGAAUCCACUGGAGGUCUAGUGAGUUUGGUUCUAAGUUUUACUCCUCAAGCAGAUUAUUUUGAUGAUCAUUGUUGUUUUUGUUUUUUUGUCUAAACUGCUCCGAAAUUAAUAGUCAGAGCUUCCAGCGUUUGUUUUCUUCAAAUCUGAUGUUCUGGGUUUGAUCAAUUUGUUCAUUUUUCAACAUUAUUGUUUGAAACAGAUGAUAAGCACAAGAAUAUUUACUCUUUGUUGCUUUUAGCACAAAAGAUUGUGAACAGAUUAGGAUAAAACUGUCAUGUUGCUUCACUGAUUAGCUGUUGGUGAUGGAAUGCUGCCCUCUACAGGACAAUCGUUUUGUUACAUGACGGAAUCCAGAAAUUGGGGCCUGCCAUGCAAAGCAAUGGCAGUUGGGGCCUGCCAUGCAAA